This is a messenger RNA of Miscanthus lutarioriparius, 915 nucleotides long. The record is from the annotation of a GenBank genome assembly. Lineage: Eukaryota; Viridiplantae; Streptophyta; Magnoliopsida; Poales; Poaceae.
AUGAGCGCGGCGGCGGCGAGCUCGGUCACCAAGUUCAUCAAGUGCGUCACGGUCGGCGAUGGGGCCGUCGGGAAGACCUGCAUGCUCAUCUGCUACACCUCCAACAAGUUCCCCACGGAUUAUAUCCCCACUGUAUUUGACAACUUCAGCGCCAAUGUCUCUGUGGAUGGGAGCAUUGUCAACAUGGGCCUCUGGGACACGGCAGGCCAGGAGGAUUACAGUAGAUUGAGGCCUCUGAGCUACAGGGGUGCUGAUGUGUUCAUCCUCUCCUUCUCCCUGGUCAGCAGGGCGAGCUAUGAGAACGUCUUGAAGAAGUGGAUGCCAGAGCUUCGCCGAUUUUCACCUAGUGUUCCGGUAGUUCUUGUUGGAACCAAACUAGAUCUCCGUGAAGACAGAUCUUACCUUGCUGACCAUUCUGCUGCUUCCAUCAUCUCUACCGAACAGGGAGAAGAGCUCAGAAAGCAGAUAGGUGCUGUGGCAUACAUAGAAUGCAGCUCAAAGACACAGAGGAACAUAAAGGCUGUGUUCGACACUGCAAUUAAAGUAGUGCUGCAACCACCAAGGAGAAGAGAAGUUACCAGGAAGAAAAUGAAGACAAGUUCGAAUCAGUCUGUGAGAAGAUACCUCUGUGGAAGUGCAUGUUUCACAUGUUAUUGGUGCAACUCAACAGUCUACGGGGUCAUUAUCUCUGUCAGACAAACAUAUGCUAGGAAAAGAAAGCGUCCAAGGAAGAUAGCUGCUGCUCAAGAUAUAGCUGAAGAAGACAACAGUGAUAAUGAUGAGAGUGAUGAAGCACAAGGGCAGCAAUCUGAAUCAAAAGUAGGAAUGGAUGAGGAUGAAGAUUAUAGUGCACCUGCAACUAUAGCAGCAACUAGAGGAGGGGCAUUUCAAUUGAAUGAUGAUUUACAUAAUUAG